Mauremys mutica (yellowpond turtle) is the source of this 825-nucleotide messenger RNA. RefSeq names its product stathmin domain containing 1 (gene STMND1). Lineage: Eukaryota; Metazoa; Chordata; Testudines; Geoemydidae. The record is from RefSeq and is a predicted model, not a curated record. The transcript is spliced from 6 exons. The coding region runs from base 1 to 825 and encodes 274 amino acids.
AUGGGCUGCGGCAGUUCCAGCAGGGCAGAGGUGCUGCAGCCAUCAGACAAGGAGCUGCCGAAUGGGUGGGGAGCCAAGACCCAGGCUAAUAAUGACCCAUCUCAGAGAGCAGCUGGCUCCACCCUUCGGGAUGUGUCCACCGGGUCAAAAGGCACCUUAGACAGUGGAGUAAAACUUGAAGAUGAACUCAGUGGGGGAAACUUACCUGGGGAAGGUCCAGAAAGGUCACCUUCUCCCAGAGAAAAAAACAACGGGCAAAACACAGACAUCAUGUUACUCAGUGGUGGAUUUGUCAAUAAACCGAUGCACUUACAGGAACGGGAGAGGCAAAAGUCAUCAGAUAUCCUUGAGGAGCUAAUGAUGCAGGGAAUAAUCAAGAGCCAAAGUACAACUUUUAGAAAUGGAGAAGCAGAUGCCAAGCUCAUGGACACCCUGGAAAAGCCACUAAAGAAACCACCAGCCAAGCUGGAAAAGCUUAAGAUCGAAAAGAAGAAAGUGAAUGCUUUAACAAUGAAGGACAUUAAAAAUUCUGCCGAAGAAAGAAGAAAGACUAAAGAAGAGCAACUGAAAGAAAGACUUCAGAGUGGCAGACCUUUUCCAGCAAUUGCCCAUCAAAAUAUAGCUGAGCUGAAUGAGGAAGGCUAUUCAACUUCAGAAGGUCAAGAAGGUACAAACAUUGUUCAGCUUUUAUCAUUUGACCUGGAGACAGAGACUCUGCUGGAGAAGGAAGAAAUAGCUGUCGAAAUUGUAAACAGCAAUUCAGAACACUUUGGUGCUGUGGAGUCUGAUACAACUUAUAACACCAGUUUAAAUGAAGCAUUCUGA